Molecule: messenger RNA, 4886 nt
Organism: Orbicella faveolata
Lineage: Eukaryota; Metazoa; Cnidaria; Anthozoa; Scleractinia; Merulinidae
Molecular function (GO): oligosaccharide binding
Source: RefSeq, a predicted model, not a curated record
UCGCAGAGGUCAUGGGUUCGAGUCCCAUUCAAGUCUGAAUUUUUUUUAUCAGGCUUUAAUUUUACAACUGCUGCAGAGGUACACAAAUCAAUGGAGGGUUUAUAUCUGGGGGUCAGAUGCUUAUAACCAGAAUAAUUUUUUUUUUGUUCAUAUAGAGAAGGACCUAUUACCGGGAGGAGGGCAUAUAACCGAAAUUUUACGCGAUAGCAGUUUGUUCUCGUUUUCCCGAAUGAUUGCAGUUUUUGCUUUUGGGUUAAGUUUUACAACAGCUGCAGAAGAACAGUGCUUGCCGCAAACUCGUCGAACGUGAAGAAGAUGUUAGACAACUUUCUUGCUGAUAAUGUCACAGGCAGGUCAAUUUUCCUAACCGUGCUUUUUGCUGCGAAAGUUGUAAUACUGUUCAAUCUUAUUUAAUGGUGCGUCAAGCUUUAUGCGUCAUAUGUUAUUUUGAACACAAAUAUAAGACAUAUAGGUUAAAAUUGAAUCUCUCAAGAACUCAACUGACACUGCAAUGGACUUCACAGCAUGCACUUAAGGAUACAUUGUCAUUGUCAUGAGGCUUUGACAAAUUUGCCGAAUUACAUAAUCGUGACACAUUCACGUAUUUGCGCAAAGAAAAGCAAUUAUGACGCACACUGAGUACUUUUCCGAGCUUAAUCUGUAAAAUCCCUUGCGUGUUAAACAAGGAGCUCUUUCGAUUGUUGCAAGUGCUUGAGUGUUCUUCUACGCAAGCGGACAGGAAUUUUCCUUUUGCUUAGGUUUUACGAUAGUUGUUUAAAAACCGCGAUCGAUCUAUAAAUAAAUUUAAAGGAGCCGCGUUGUGGUUUAAUUUCCCAAUCUUGACAAAUCUUCCCUGCAGAGCUUUCCACGGUUGACCAUUCCAGCGCAGCCCGUCUUGAUCUUCGCUAGCCUUACUCAUCAUAGUUCAUUUUCGGUUUCCUGUAACAUCUUUGGGUGUUUCUUCCAUUUGGAGUUUUUCGUUGAGAAAUUCUGUUCAUCAGUUAAAAAAGAGUACUCUAUUUCAACAGGAUGACAUAACUCUAAGCUUUUUAAUCAUGUAUACGAAUGUAGUAAAGUACAUCCGGAAAAACGGUACUUAGUGAUCAGCCAUCGAUACAACAUUAACUGACAACAAUAACGUAACAAUGCAGUCAGAUAUUUCCAACGACUAGCGGCGUGAGUGCUUGUUUUCGCCAUCCUUAACGGGGUCGUUUAGGAAACCUUUCGCUUGUAUAACCGUAAGUUAGGAGUGUCAAAAGUCUAUUCUAAAAAUGUAGCUAUCUUGUUUUGAUCCUGAUGCAACUAUGGCAGCCGAUGUGGUAAUCGUAGCUCUUAGAAGAUGAAAGUUACUUCUUGUGGUUAUGUUAGUAAAAAUUUCGUUAUAAAUAGCUUCUUUUUACGUCACUUAGUUAAUCUAUAUUCAUAAGGUUGUUUUCUUUCUUAAAAUGAACAAAACGCACCGUGCGUGAUUGUAAAUUUUUUUUUUAAAAAAAGGCUCAUAAUUACGUCAUUUGAUCCAUAUAUAUUCAUUAGUUGGUGAAGGUUUUUUACUUUUUGCCUUUUGUCAGUUGAACAAGAUACCAUCAGUGCAUGCCUACCGCUUCGAAAUUCCAAGGCCAACAAACAUUGCAAGGCAAACGCAGGUAAAAAAAAGUUAAUAGACCACUCAGUCCACAAUGUUGUCCGACUUAAGUCUGCGAAAUUCAGCUAAAAGCCAAACUAAGCCAUUGCGAGGACUCGAGAGAUUAUGAAAUUGGAAUGAGCAGUACUGCCACUGAUGUAGCGCACUUUGCUCAGCAAUACAAGUCUGGCUGUUUUUUGUUUUUUUUUUCCAAACGAAAGCCGACUACGCAACAUAACCUUUAUGUGGAAUUGUUUGUUUUUCAAUACUGGUCAACACGAAAUUCAAGUAAUUAAUUUGUAUUUUGCUUCUGAAAGAGUUUUCAGGGCCACCCUUUUCUAAUAGCGUGUAAAACUGAGAAAAGGAUUCAUGUAUAAAGUCGUAUCGUAACUGCAAAACGUGAAAGUAUUUUGAAGUCCUUUUUCUUGAACAAAAUAAACACAAGGGAGGUCAGGUACUCCGGAAACGAGUCGGGCUUCUCUUCACAUGAAUGAGAACAGGGCGGCGCGCAGCUAUCGAUCGACGAUAAAGCAGAUAUUCAAACAAUAACAUCUCCGGUGAAAGAGGCCAUUUACAUUACAGGGCGUUUUGGAUAUCAAAUUCAUGUUUGACUUCUUUCAAAGACUGUAAAAAUCAAGAUUUGCAAAGGAGUCAGAUCAGAUACCUCUGCCAUGCCCCUGGCUGAAUUCAGCCCAGGGAAUGUAACAAUCUUAUUGCCCAUAUAGAACACAUCUAUUCACUUUAAUAGGUAAGGUGUAAAGUGCUUUCCGGGGUUAAUUAGCGCUAAGACACUUCGUUGGUGUUAAGUGAUUAAUUUAGCCCAUUACGACCGAAUUGAGGUGUGGUAGUAGAUAAAAUCUUUUUUCUAUUAUUUAAGGGCAAAGGGCGGUCUGACCUUCUCAGAAGUUUAAAAUCAUUAGCUUAUAAUAUGGUAGCGGUUUUUGCGUUUCUUCUCCUAGAGCAAAACGACUCCUUAAAACCAAAUACCGCCAAUGUGAAUGUGAAUAUGUGCUAGUCUUUUUGUGUACUUAACAAACACCACAGCAAUAAAAAAGGUUCUUUGAUCAACUAAGAUGGCUUAAUUUUCUCAAUUCUUCCACAAGUCAUUAGCGAACAACGGAGUUCUAUUGAGCAGGGAUAAGCUUUGAAUGAACACCAAGCGAGAAAGCCCCGUGAAAAUGCGCCCUAAAUUGCCCGCAUUCAAUCAGUGCAUUUAUUAGUCUAUUUCCGGUGUUUAUCGAGCUGUUAAUUAUUUACACAAACAAAAGAUUGUACAGCAUGUCAGUUUGCGAAUCGCGCUCCUUGAGAUAUCACUAAUUGAGUGAUGGGGCCGUGUCAAGUUGAUUAUCCAAUCAAGGCUCUGCAUGUUGUGUAGGUUUGCGAGUCAACGUCUCCCAUUCACUUGUUAUUAGGUCUGGCGUAAAGUGGUCAGUAAGAUGCGGGUUUCACUGCUACAAGGAUUCAUCGUGCUUUGUAUCGCCCUUCAUUCGUUGGAUAUUUCACUUGCAUCCAAGCGACAAGGGCAAAAUAAAGAAGCGAGACUGACGCUGAAACCCGUCCACGGUGGCCAGCUUACGUUGUCCUCGGGCAGGAUUAAACUCGGGGAAGUGUAUUUGUCAGGAAUUAAUGGUCUACGCGGAGAAAGGGGAGAAAAAGGGCCCAGAGGUGAUAAAGGCGACCAAGGAGAAAAGGGUGAGAAAGGAGACAGCUGUUCGGACAGUUGCUGGAAAACUGCGGCAUCAAUUCUCCGCCAAACUACAUCCGAAUCUUGCAAUGCUCGACUUGAAGGCGAACUGAGAUACGACAAAACAUCUGGCAAGCUCAGCGUCUGCAGCAGGAAGCAGUGGAGAGAACUGCAAACUGUCCCACGGGGAGAGAUUAACAACUCACCGCCAAGAAAGUCCUGCCUUGAAAUAUUGUUCAAAGGAGAAAGUCAGGGCAAUGGCAUGUAUUGGAUUAAUCCAGCGGUCACCGACCCUGAAAGGAAUGCAUUUCGCGCCUACUGCGACAUGACAACAUCAGGGGGAGGCUGGACUCUUGUUGCCAAGGUAACGCAUGACUACAGCUGGGUGUGUCCUGACAGAGAUGGGGGCAUGUGCCUAGGAUCCAAGACCAACCCCCUGACAGCAAACCUUUUCCAUGAUAUCCACCAACGGGACAGCGUGGACAUGUCCAUCAAGAGCAACGCAGACGCCGGAAUCCAUUUGAAUGACACAAUCAUUCGAUUGCUCUUCGUAUCUGGUCGACAGUCUGUUCGGUUCACCUUCGUGGGCUCGGGAAACGGUUGGACGCCAACGGAGGACGCGUACGCGGCAUUUAACCCGAGCAAAAAGAACUCGAUGUUCGUAGAUCACGAGUGGGGUCAGUACACCCUUGAGAACGUGGACUACACGUGGAAUAUCAUCCAACACACCCGCAAGGACAAGACGUUCACUGGCAAGAUCAUCUGCUGGGGAAACAAGGUGAAGCAUUCGUAUCGCUUCUACGACCACGGCCUCCAUGUUGGGUCCCCUGCUUCGGCACACAAGCCGUGCUUACUCGACAAUAAUCAACACGAGGUCAUGCUGAAAAGCCACUACGCCACCUUGCAAGGCUCCCCUCUCAAGGCACGCUGGGAUAUGGCUCAGUUUGGUUUCCUUGGAGCUCAGUAUGUGCUGGUGCCGAACAAACGCAUUGCAAUAUGGGUACGAUGAAUGACCCUGCUGACCGAGACUAGCAGAAGGAUGCUUCUUGUCGUUGCAUUUGUUCAAGUUUCUCGUUGAAUGACAAAUCUUAUUAUCAUAACUCCAAACCUUUCAAGACCUAAAUGCUCGCUCAGGUUGAAAGACUGUUUUAACGUUGAUAGAAAAAUGCAUAGUGCAUGGCGUACCCUAGAACGACGCGAACAAACCAUAACCAACCCUUGUAUAUUUUUACCGAUGUCGGCAUACAAGUUCAUUUUACUGCUCUUAAAGCAUUUGAAAAAGUACAGACUGUAAGAAUUUGAUUAUGCACGUGUCCCACUCGUGAUGAGUUAGUUCUCGUGUGGGUUAAUAAGCUUAAAAUGCCGGACUAAAUGCUCAGAGCUGAUGUCAAGUAUCAGUAAAAGGAAGCGUUAUUGUAGAAAAAUAUUUAACCCUUUAAGCCAGUCAGACACGAAGCACAGACAGUAUUAAAGAAUAAAUACCUUCUAAGAACAUUUAAUGCUCUCUUCUUUUUGUUACUGAAACAUUUUUGCCGUUUAGAGCUUCAAAUGACACAUAAAUAAAGUAUCUUCUUCUUCUUC